This is a messenger RNA of Stegastes partitus (bicolor damselfish), 4893 nucleotides long. RefSeq names its product protein phosphatase 1, regulatory subunit 15B (gene ppp1r15b). NCBI's taxonomy places the organism in Eukaryota, Metazoa, Chordata, Actinopteri, Pomacentridae. Bases 1311 to 3233 code for a protein of 640 amino acids. Gene Ontology annotation, biological process: response to endoplasmic reticulum stress. Gene Ontology annotation, cellular component: protein phosphatase type 1 complex; endoplasmic reticulum. The record is from RefSeq and is a predicted model, not a curated record. Gene Ontology annotation, molecular function: protein phosphatase regulator activity. The transcript has 2 exons.
AUCCUGCUGCUUCUUCCACAAAUAACAAGUAUGAAUGAAUAAACUCUGUUACUGGAACACAAAGAACCUGCAAACCAACUCCUCCGUCCAGUCAGAACCUUCCUAGUUUAACCAAAACCAGACUGUGCUUGUCUCCAGUUCUGUGCCUGAAACGUCUCAUUACAGUCAAAGUGUGAUGAAAGACAACAAGGCGCCUUUUAAAAGCUGCUGUGUUUAUUACAUGUUUCACUUUGUUUUCUCAGAGACUUUGGUUAAAAUGUCUUGAGCUGCUGGUGAAGAAGAAGCUUUAAACAAACAUGGAGCAGAGCAGCAGCUGAUCUCUGGAGCUCAUGAACGACAUGAACAGGAAGAAACACACUGUAGAAAACAGAACAGAGCCUGCUGAACACGUGACGGUCCAGCUGCUGCUCAGCUGCUAUUUCUGGAUCCACAUGGUUAAACUACAGAUACAGAAGCUGAGCUGAAGGAGGAACACGUGGAGCACACACACCUUAUGUAACGCACACACACCGACACACUGCGGCUGCGCGGCUCUCGGCUCCACGAACACCGCGACGGUCCCUGAACGCGGCUUCGCGGAAACGGAAGACGAGUUGCGGACGGUCCCCGAAGUUUCUGAUGAAAUCGGCAGCUGGAGCUAGCGGAGCUAACCGACGUAGCUAACCGACGGUCAGACGGAGCCACACGGCGGUCAACCGGCCCUCUGAAGCAGUAUCAACACCGGGAGAAAGGAAACCGGACACGGAAGCGAGUCUGUGGCGGUUUUGCAUCAUAUUUUGUUAUCUUUCGUCGGAUCUCUGCCGACUGACCGUCGAGCUAAUUAGCUCCUUGUGCUAAGCUAAAGUGCUAACCGCCGUCGCCCCGAAGGAGACCUCCCAGCGCCGCCUUCUCCCGGAGACUGAAAUCAGACAGAAUGGCUCGUUUGUCGUCCUCGCUCCUGGGUCUUUCUUCGCUCCGUGACUCCCCCGUGCUCUGCCCCUCCGUGUGUCCCGGCUCCGAGUUCUCCACCAGGAAGAAGUCCAACCACCAUUCUCAGCUCCCCGCCGCGGUCAGCGCCGCGUUCACGGACGAUGUUUCCUGGCUGUCCUGCGUGUCUGCCGGUCGGUAUGUGUUCUAGUCCGGUCCAGACCGAGGUUCUGUAGAGGCCCGGCGUGAGUGAAGCAGAGCACCGACAGUUGGUGCUGCUGAGCCGGACUGAGCCGCGGCAGUUUGACAGCUGUCACCGCAGAGGACCGCCUGUCUCCGGGUCACGGUAGAGUUGAGCUCAGUUCGUAUCAGAAAAGUAGAUUUUUGCACUUCAAGUUGAUAAAAUGUUCAGAAAUAUGAAUAGUGAAGGCCCUUUAUCCGGCGGACACAGCCCGUCCUCUUCGCCCGGCCAUGGCGUCUCCUCCUCCGGGCUUGUUAGCCAGGAAAGCUCGUGGAUUCGGCUGCUGUCCAGGCCCGCGCUGGCCCUCCUGCAGAGGAUCCUGCCGGGCCCGCGGCUCCGGAGCCCGGCUCUGGCUGAGAAGGGCUCCGGUUGGCUCACCGCGGAUUUAAACAGCAGCUUUGUUAGUGAAGAAACUGAGUUUUUGCGACAGCUGGAUGACAUGAUGCCGCACCCGCCUCCCCUGGCCUACCUGCGAUGUGACCCCGGCGGCGGCCUGCUGGAGCCGCGGCCCGGCGGCGCUGCGGGCUGGAUGGCCGCCCACUCUCUGCGGGAAUCAGGCCUCCAGAGCGAGGCCGAGUUGGACCUAAACCUCUGCCACCACACUCAGCUCGGAUAUUUCUCUUAUGUCAGGACUCUUAUGAACCAGGUUCUGCUGAGCUCUCCGGAGAUGAAGCCCCCCGGCGGCAGCGACUGGGCGUCGGAGGCCGGCAGCCCCCCAGCCAGCAGCGGCGCCGGCCGGGGCUGGUGGGGCAGCUUGUGGGGGGCCGAGGAGGGCUCGCAGAGGGGGCUGUUGUCAGAGCUGCCCUGGGCUGAGGACGGGCUGGCUCCGGGCCGGCUUUGUCCUCCACCUGCAGAGACAAAGGUGUUUGUCCCCAGCAGAGACUGGGCGCUGGGAGAAGGCUCUGGACCGGGCCGCCACAAAGGGCCACUGGCCCACAAAGCAGGCCUCCACACCGUCCAGAACACGGAGGGGUCUGGGCCAGAUCGCCACCUCAGCAUCAGAACCCAGCUGAACAGUUUCGGAGCCGCCUGCAGCGAGGUCACGGUUCUGACCCGCGAGCAGGACCACGGUUACUGCAGCCUUGAGGAGGAGCAGCUGAAGGCCCGAAGCCCCGAGAGCUCUGCUGGGAUGGAGGAGGUCUGCGAGUCGGGGGAGGUGGAAGAGCCCCAGACGGCCCAGCAGGGCGGGCCUGGGGGGGCCUCGGGUCCCAGCCCCCCCCAGUGCCAGAACAAAGCCAUCGCCUUCAUCAUGGGCUGCCCCUGCAGCGACGACGACAGCAGCCAGUCAGACAGCGGCGGCGAUGACGGCUUCGACAGCGAGGGCUCGUCCGACCUGUCCGACUCCACGGACGACGACUCGGACUCGGAGGUCGACUUGGAGUCGGACCGUCUGUGGAGCUCCCUGUGCCAGAGCCAGGACCCGUACAACCCCCAGAACUUCACGGCCCAGCUGCAGAGUGGCAGUGGGCCCCGGUCCAUCCCCACCUCCACGCCGCCAUCCUCCGCCCAGUCCUCCCCGGCCUCCUCCCCCACCGCCUCCCCCCUGCUGCCCGCCUCUCCGCCCUCCGGACUUGACGUCUGGGACGACUCGGCGUCGGCCAGCGAGACAGACGAAGCCGAAAGCCUCCGUCUGUGGAGCUCCUUCAGCUCCUCCGACCCCUACAGCCCCUUCAACUUCCAGGCUCCACUCAGGACUCGGGGGCCCGCCGACGCCCCCCACGGAGCCCAGGUCUGGGGGAAGGAGGCCUCGUCGACGCCCCGGGUCCCUCCUCACCAUCGACCGGCGUCUGCCCCCCGAUACCGGAGGGAGGAGGCUGAGGAGAGGCUGGACAGCGGCUUCUCUGAACCGUCCAGAACUCAGAGCUGCAGCAAGAAGGUCCGUUUCUGCGACCACGUUGAGGAGUUCUUCACCAGCGGCGGUGAGGACGAGGACCGCCGAGGCCCCUGGGAGGAGUUUGCUCGUGACCGCUGCCGCUUCCUGCGGCGCUGCCAGGAGGUGGAGCAGAGCAUCGCGUACGUGCUGCAGCCGCAGCAUCGCCGCAGCGUGCAGCAGCGCAUGGCCGCCCUCAGCCUGCAGGACGCAUGAAGAGCUGCAGUCUGUGUUUCUGCAGGUUUUAGCUCAAUGCAGCGAGCUUCAGAAGUGACUGAGGAGGUCAGAGAGCAGCCGAGACGUGGCGUUACGCUGUGGUUAGGGUGUUAAGGUGGUGUUAGGGUGGUGUUAGCCUGUUAUUAAGGCGGUGUUGGGGGAUCACUGUGAGGAACCUGGAGGAGGUUCACAGUCAAACGUCUGCAGCGCCCAGACUUUCAGUAUUUCAGAAACAAGCUGCUGCUUCACUGCGGCCUGGUUCUGGCUCAGAGCGAAGGAAGAUGUUCCGCUGGUUUCGUCCCACCUGCAGCGUUUUCUGUGAUAAGUUGGUAAAAAUGGGUUUCAGGUCCAGUGAGACGUCCAGUCGUCUCCAGACUGAAGUAAAUGUGACGCUCAUCACUUUGUUCUGAGUCCAGUGGUCCGACUUCACUAUUGUCCAAAACAGAAGAAUGAAAGCCUCUCAUUCAGGACGUUUGCUGGAAAUAUUCUCAUUUAAAAGACAAAAAUCAGCACAAGUGAUUCAAGGUUGGUCUGAUGGAAGAUGUUCCUGAAUCGUCAGCUGCAAGUGUGUUCAUUAAACUAAUUAAUUCAGUUGAUUCAUCUGUCUGACAUAUUUUAAAAUUAAAUCAGUUAAACUGUGACUGCAGCUUCCUCAGUGGAUGCUUUCUGGUUUCUGUAAACUGAACAUCUCUGGACGGAACCAGACAUCUGAGGAACCUCUGAUCCACGUGUUUGUUAUUUAGAGACAAACCGCUGAUUGAUUGAUGCUUUCCUGUUAAAGGAUCAAUAACGUAGCCCUCCUGUUGAUCAGCAGCUUCAUCAGACAGGAAGCAGCUCAGAGCUGCUCUGAGGCUCUUUGUGUUGCUGUUUUCUCUUCAAAGCCAAAGAUGACGUGUGCCAGUGUCAAUAAUCAAUAAUCAGUGUUGUGCUAAUAAUCAGUGUGUGAGCUGAACGUCCAGCAGGAGGCGCUGUUCCACCCACAGCAGCUCAGACUACGAACUCUGGAGCAGAAGCGAGACGAGUGCUUCUCACAGCUUCACUCCUUUACUCUGGUGUGUGUUUGGAUUGAACACCAGAGCCUGAACGUCCAGAUGUUCUCAUCCAGAUGUGCUCCUCCAGAUGUGCUCCUCCAGAUGUGCUCAUCCAGAUGUGCUCAUCCAGAUGUUCUCAGUGUUGCUGCUUCUGUGUGAUGAACUCAUAAGCAGCGUGUGAGCUGGGAGCAGAAGCUGCAGAGACGCUCUGAGUUCUAAACGAGUCUUUAUGAUUAAAAGCAGGCGGCUUGAUCCUCAUGUUUACCAUAAAAACAGUGAGAACACGGAGACACAGCAAAGAACAGAUGCAGGACAGGUGUAGGUUACUGUGUUUUAUUUGAAUUUGUAAAACAUCCGUGACAGAACCGGGUCAGAGGAGAACUUCAGAAUCUCAGCUGCUGGACGUUCAGCUCUAAAGAAGGUUUGUGCAGGAACCACAGCGACACGCUAACACGUGUGUUGGAAGCUACAGGAUGCACACGUGUUGGACUGGAACCACACGAGAAGCUACGGUGAUGUUUGAGUCAGAAAAGCUUUUUAUUUUUCUAACGCUUGUUUGUUUGGUGGAAACUUGCUCUGCUUCAUCGUCUGCUCAGAUCAAUAUGGAAUAAAGUCGAUAUUUAAUGAUC